This is a messenger RNA of Leptopilina heterotoma, 5469 nucleotides long. RefSeq names its product potassium voltage-gated channel subfamily KQT member 1-like (gene KCNQ). The coding region runs from base 602 to 3043 and encodes 813 amino acids. Gene Ontology annotation, molecular function: voltage-gated potassium channel activity. The transcript is spliced from 15 exons. Gene Ontology annotation, cellular component: membrane. The record is from RefSeq and is a predicted model, not a curated record. NCBI's taxonomy places the organism in Eukaryota, Metazoa, Arthropoda, Insecta, Hymenoptera, Figitidae. Gene Ontology annotation, biological process: potassium ion transport; transmembrane transport.
UGAAGAAAGAAUUUCUUCAACGUAUUUUUAUCACAAGUGAAAAAAUUAAUAGAACCGUCUCAAAAUUCAAAUCAACAGAAGAAAUAGAAGUCAGUUUUCUACAAGUUCAUCAAUUUUUUCUUUUACUCUUUUCAAAACAGUAUUUUUCCAAAACAGUGUCAAAUUACAGUUUUCGUUUGCAAAACUUAUCAAAAGGGGACUCACCAUCAUCAAGAAAGGGUCUAAUUUUGAAAAAUGUCCGAAAAAGAAUUGAGGGAGUGAAAAAAAUUGUUUCCUAUGAAGGAGAAAAAUAGUGAGAAGAUUAUAAAAAGUGGAACCGAUUGGAAGGAGGAGAAGAAGAAGUGUCGAAACAAGAGUGUAGUGGAGAGGAAGAAAAAGAGAGAAUUAGUGGAAAAUCGCGAACGGAGUUUAAAAAAAGUGUUUCAAUGCAUUUCCAUAAAUACUUGAUGAGAAGAAUUUUUUUAUCAGAACGAUUUGUUAACAAUAAAGCCGAAUGCACGAUCAUGGACAUUCGGAUAAAUGUUGACAGAUCGUUAGAAAAAAUUGUGAAUAAAAUAAUAUUGGGCCUCAAUAGAUUGGCGACGCGAAAAAAUUAUUCGGAAUGCUGCAGGCUGUUAUGCUAGGUAGUGCUCCUGAACAAGGCAGACGUGAGUGGUAUCCAAAAUUUUAUCUUCACAAUCGUCGCCUCGAUUUCAGGAUGAAUCGUGGUGAACAGGAGACCCUGUUCCGUCAAAGUCGACAAUUAACGCGCAUCGUCCCUUCGCAUGAAGAUCUUGUGCUCAGUGUCCUUAAAUCGCCGAUUAAUCAACAAUCACAAUAUGGCCAGCAGCAUCAUCAUCAUUAUUCACAGGAGCAUCAUCUUAACUGCCAAGCACAUCCCAAUCACAAAAAGUGCCAUCAUCAAGGUCGCGCUUACAACGACAGUCUUCCACAAAGCAAGGACCAAUGCUCUAGGCUGACAGAGAAGCGAUACAGCGCCGCGGCCGCCUACGCUGCCCUCCAAGGCAGCGAAGACGAGCUCGUCGCUGGUGAAUCAGAGGAUGUGGCACUGAAAACACCCGGUAGUGAAACUGAGGAUACCGAUAAUGGAACGCCAAUGGAUGAACCCCCGCGGAAGUUCACUUUCCUGCGUAGAUUUCGUUCACCCCGAUUUAGUGAGACGCAUCAUAAACGUGUUCCAACACCAAUGAGGCGAAAGCAUCGUCGACGACGAAAUAAGGACGACAACAAUGAGAAUGGACAGGAGGAACAGCCACCGAGUCCGGAUCAAGUUGGCGUUCCCGAUCCCUAUUAUCCAAUUUAUCUUCCCAUUGAUCAAGCCUUUAAGGCAAAAUAUGUGUUCCAUCAUAAAAAGGGGAAAACCUUUCAGGAAAGACUUUACGUCUUCCUUGAACAUCCGGGCGGUUGGCUGUGCUUCAUCUAUCACUUCACUGUGUUCAUGGUGGUAUUGGUGUGCCUCAUUUUCAGCGUUCUCUCAACAAUAGAGCAGUACAGUAAUUUCGCAAACGAAACCUUGUUUUGGAUGGAAAUAUGUUUAGUGGUAUUUUUUGGAGUCGAGUAUUUGGUACGACUAUGGAGCGCUGGUUGCCGAUCGAAAUAUAUGGGAUGCUGCGGGCGACUGAGGUUUAUAAGAAAACCGAUAUGUAUUAUAGACUUAAUUGUGGUGGUAGCAUCAAUGGUGGUGCUAUCAGUAGGAAGCAACGGACAAGUAUUCGCCACUUCGGCUAUUCGAGGCAUAAGAUUUUUACAAAUUCUUCGAAUGCUUCAUGUCGAUCGACAAGGUGGCACUUGGAGGCUUCUUGGUUCCGUCGUCUUCAUUCAUCGUCAGGAACUUAUCACGACUUUGUAUAUAGGAUUCUUGGGGCUCAUUUUCAGCAGUUACUUUGUAUAUUUGGCAGAAAAAGAUGCGAUUGGACCAAAUGGAGAGCAAAAAACGGAUUUUGCGAGUUACGCUGAUGCACUUUGGUGGGGAGUGAUUACUGUGACGACAAUAGGUUAUGGCGACACGGUUCCACAAACUUGGAUGGGGAAAAUUGUCGCCUCGUGUUUCAGUGUCUUCGCAAUAUCUUUUUUCGCACUUCCAGCUGGUAUACUCGGUUCUGGCUUUGCUUUGAAAGUGCAACAAAAGCAGAGGCAGAAACACUUUAACCGACAAAUUCCGGCGGCUGCAAUGUUAAUACAGUGUUUAUGGAGGUGUUACGCGGCAGAUAAGGCCAUCAACAGUGUUGCCACGUGGAAUAUUUACAUAAAGGAUCCAACACCAGCCGGACAACCAUCGACACCACUGGGAAAGUUGAUUUGUGUAAAGAAGAUGUCUCUGAUGAUCCAGGUGGCCAAAAAGGCGAGUGUCCUGAAGAGGCGAAAAUCCCGGAAUCGAAUGGAUGUACAACAACAAACUCAACAGCAGCAGGCAUUACCGCCGGUAACGAUAUCCAGUGGCGGUGGCGGCGGUGGCACAACUACCGGGCAAAAUGGCUCACAACAACGAAUGGAGAAUGAGAACGACGUAGUCUUCUACAUGGAGGAGCCAAAAGCGAGUACGCCUAAUAGAGCGAGAAGAGACAAUCGGGGAAGCCUCUUCACUUCGCAAACGAGCUCUGUGACGGAGGCUGCCAGCGACGAAAUUGACAUUGACAUCGAGGAGCCCCAAAGAGUUACCACGUUAACGGAGGCACAUCGAAAUGCCAUCAGAGCAAUCAGAAAGAUCAAAUACUUCGUGGCCCGUAGAAAGUUCCAACAAGCUCGCAAGCCCUACGAUGUGCGGGAUGUAAUCGAGCAGUACAGCCAAGGACACCUAAACAUGAUGGUGCGAAUAAAAGAGUUGCAGAGGAGGUUGGAUCAAACCCUGGGUAAACCAGGAAGCUACCUGGCAGGCAUCGACCGCGCAGGCAACGUAAAGCCAAUGACGAUUGGCGCACGCCUCUACCGCGUGGAGCAGCAGUUGGCUGUUAUGGACAAGAAACUUGAUCAACUGGUCCACGUGGUAAAUGCACUGGCGCAGAAAUUACAAAUUCCCUUGAGAAGCGUCGAGGAUGAUGUGUAACAAAUAGCCCCCGUCGAUUUUACGCUGUCACCGACACUUAUUAAAUGCUUUAUUCCUUAGUUUCUAAAAAGCGAAAGCAAAUAGUCAAACUAAAAGUGUUCAGCGGGAAUCGGUGAAAUUUUUCAACAUUUGAAGAUUGAAUUCGAUAUUUCCAUCUUCAUAAAUAUACAUAUGUGUAUAAAUAUAAACGCUGCUUCUCGUCCAAUUAAAGGCAUAACGAAUGGAUUCGCGACUAUAUAUUACCUUAAUGCUAAAUACAAGGAAAGUGGCCUUCAACCGAUUACUGUUGAUCAUCUAAUGCUGUAAAGAAGAAAACAUUAUUUUUUACAUCGAAUGAGAAAUUUUAUUUCUAAAGCAUAAAGAGUGGAUAUUCGGAGACAUGCGCGUAAAUAUUAUUAUUUUUUUUUAUUGUUAAUAGUUGAAAGUUCUUUUUCUUUAAACACAAAAAGAAAAAAAUUAUUGAUGCUAUUAAAUUAUUCAGUGAAUAUGACAUAAAAUGAGAAUUAUAUAUAUAUACAAUACAUGACAAAAGUAUGGUUUAUUUUUGAAAUCGUGAAAUAAUUUAAUAAUGUCAAUAUAAUGAUAUUGUGAUUAGUGAAGUGGCUCAAAAAAAAAUGUUUGAGUGGUUGGCUAUAUAAUGUUAAUAAAAUCAAGACGAAGAGAGAAGAAAAAAUAAAAAGAGGUCGCAGAAACUUCUUUUUAGCUCAUUGUCCUUAAAAUACAAAACUGAUAAUGAUAAGACAUAUCUUCGAUUUAAGAAUCGUUUCUUACGAAGUUAGGUAAAUAUCGGAUACAAGCGAAAUAAGUUCAUAUAAAUAAAAUAAAUAUUUUUUUUUUAUAAAAAUUAAGACACCUGUCAAGUUAUAAAAAAAACAGGUAGCGAAGCUAUACGCACACAGAAAAGUCACAAAAUGACGCAAAGAUAAAGAUUUUCAAAAUCUUUCCCAAUUAAAGAAAAAAAAAUUUAUUCUCGACAAUUUUUUUUUCCAAUAAUCGUCUUUUUUUCAUUUAAAUUUUUAUUUUCAUAAAAAUAAAAGAGAUUGUCGAGAAUGAAAAAGAAAAACGAUUUUUGCGUCAUCUGCACAAAAAAAAAUUUUUAAUGGAUCAGAUCACAGCUUCGUAAGUUUGCACCAUAAAAAAAAAUAUACUUUCAUAUUGUGUUCGUUCCAAAUGAAAUUUUGAGUCGGAAAAUUCUCACCGAAUGAAUAUUUAUUAGAAAUGAUGAUAAGAAAUCGUAAAAACUGAGUCAAUCCGUGUUAAUAUAUUAUGUGACCGGACUAGUGUCGUUAGCGGCGCAACAAAAAUGGAGUGAAAAAAAAACAAUAAAAAUAAACGCCUCACGCGCCGAUAGUCCGGUCUUCCAAAAAAAAAGAAAAUAAAUUAUUAAUCAAUUAAUUAAUAAUAAUUAAUCUUAAUUCUAGUCGUAAAUUUAUUUCGCUAAAUUAGUCUUCGAUACACCAAAGAAUCGCAGUAAUAUUAAUUAAUAAGAAAAUAGAAAUAUAAAAUUUACUGUAAAUAUUGCAUUACUUUAUAUAAAUAAUAAUUAUUAUUAUUAAUGAAAAUAAGCAAAAAAGGUUAAAAAAAAAUAUAAUUCGAAAUAAGCACGAAUAUCGCUCGAUCUUAUAAAUAAAUAUACAUAUUUACAUAUGUGACACGCUCUGAAAAAAUGUACAUACUUUAGAAAAAAUUUUUAAUUUAUGUGUUUGCAUUACUAAUGAAAAGUUUCAGUGUUUAUAGUUUAAAACAAAAAUCAGUUUUUCUCAAUAAUUUUCAAUAAAAAUGAAAAUUAAAACAUUGUUUAUUUCUCGCAUUUUCAAUCAAUAACAAACAUAACCUAAAAUUUUUUGUCUUCUAACGUUUAUUUUCUUCUCGGAGCGCGUCACAUAUACAUUAUAUACUCAAAUAAAUAUCAACAUCGCCGAUACGAUAUUAUUUUCUCCAAAUCGAUUGCACGCAAUUUUAUAUAAAUAUACAUAUUAUAUUAUAUAUAUAUAAAGAAAAAAAUACGAAAAUAUAUUGUAAUCCGGAUUACGUUUUAUGAUAAAAAAAGAAUCUUCGAUUGAUAUUUAAAUUUUCAAUAUACAUAGUGUACAAUAUUAUCUCAAAGAAAAAAAGAAUUAGAAACUAAUUAAAAAUUUCGAGAAAAAAAAAUUGAUCGGCUAUAUUUUAAGGUAAGGCGUAAACGAUAAUGUUCUUAACGUUCCGCAUAUUAUGGACUCAUUGUGAUCUCAAACAAGAUGCAUUUACGAUGUUAUUAUAUCGAUAUAUUUGCAUUUCGGUCAAAAUUUCUCGAAAAGAAAAAAGAAAUAUAGGGAAUAAUUAUUUAUUGUAAAUUCUGUAUUAAGAUUUUUUUUGUUCAUAAAUACAAAUCAAUAUAUACCUUGUUGUUCAUCAAUUUUUUCUAAAGUUAAAAAUUUUGUUUUUUA